AUGUCCACCGAAAAGUUAAAAAUUGGCUACGUGCCAGAGCACUUCUCCACGCCCCUCUACUUCGCAGAAAAGCACUUCGGGCUCGACGCCGAGCUGCUCCCUUUCCCGUCCGGCACGGGACAUAUGAUUACCUCUCUGCGAACAGGGGAGAUAGAUGUCGGGGUAGGGUUGACGGAGGGUUGGGUUGCGGGAUUGGGGAAAGAUGGGGUGGAAGAGGAUGGGGGGUAUAGGAUUGUAGGGACUUAUGUUGAGACGCCUUUAUGCUGGGCAAUUUCAACCGGCGCAAAACGAAAAAUAAACAGCAUCCAAGACCUCAAGAACAGCAAAAUCGGCGUCUCGAGAAUAGGCAGCGGGUCAUAUGUAAUGGGCUUCGUGCUCGCCGAUCAACAAGGCUGGCUCUCUCCCUCAUCCUCCGAACCACCAUUCGAAGUCAUCCCCUUGCAAACCUUCGACAAGCUCCGCUCCGCCGUCAACGCUUCUUCUGCAGACUUCUUCAUGUGGGAGCACUUCACCUCCAAAAAGUACUAUGACAAUGGAGAGAUAAAGAAGAUAGGAGAGAUCUACACGCCGUGGUCGAGUUGGAAGAUUGUAGCGCGGACCGGGAUAGGAGAGGGGGACCAGAGACUGGAAGAGAUGUUCGAGAAGAUUGAUAGAGGGGUCAGGUAUUUUGAGGGGAAUAAGGAGGAGAGUGUGAGGUAUAUUAGUGGGAAGUUGGAUUAUACUGCGGGUGAUGCAAGGGAAUGGUUGAAGACCGUGAGGUUUGCAAAGAGUACGAAGGGUGUUGAUGUCAAGGUUAUUGAGAAGACGGUGGAUGUGCUAAGGAAGGCGGGCGUUCUUGGUGAGGGGGGAAUGAAGGCUGAGGAUAUGAUUGGCAGCUUACGGAAGUAG
This is a messenger RNA of Hyaloscypha bicolor E, 888 nucleotides long. Its product is annotated as uracil-DNA glycosylase-like protein. The coding region runs from base 1 to 888 and encodes 295 amino acids. Lineage: Eukaryota; Fungi; Ascomycota; Leotiomycetes; Helotiales; Hyaloscyphaceae. The transcript has 2 exons. The record is from RefSeq and is a predicted model, not a curated record.